AUGAUUGAUCCAAACUUGGCGAUUCCGUCGUGCAAAAAACUAUUUGCCGUCGAAUUGUUUGUCUUCAAACUAGUCGGCUUAAAUUCAUUUGAAGAAGCUUUUAACACAAACAACUGCAAUACCAAAAAACAAGAUCUUAAAUAUUGGGAAAUUAUUUUUAUAAUUGCCGCGUUCUGGCCAAUAUCUUUUCUGUUAAUUUCUUUAGUCCAAACAGUACCCAUUUAUUUUGGUGUUAAUUUUUCCAUGACUUGUUACACUAUUUCUGUGCUUUUUUCUAUGACUAUUGUUCAGAUAAAGUUAAUCCGAUUAUGGAGCUGCCGGUUAAAGUUUUAUAAACUCUUUGAAACCCUAAAUAAUAUUUGGGAAGAAAAUAUUACCAAUAGAAUUGAUUUAAAGAACCAAAUAAUUGAAAUAAUCGGCAACUCUAAACCACUUCAACGGUUUUAUGUAAUUAUUGGCCUAGCGUUGUGUUUUUGCUAUACAUUACGUCCUUAUAUCGUUGUUUUAAAAACUUACGUGUCAUUAUCAGAAAAUGAAACAAUGACUUACACAGAAUUAGCUUACGCUGGAGUAAAUUACCCAAUUAAAACGGACACUUUAACCAAUUACUUGUUACUUUUGGCAAUUGAAAACCAAAUUUCAUUCUUCGCCGGUAUAUACUUUAUUCUUUGUGACUUAUUGUUCAUAACCUUGACAACAAUCAUCUCCGUUAAUUUUAUGGCAACUGAUGAGUACCUCAACUUAUUCGAGAUCUAUUUAACUACAAACAAAAACUUAGGAACAAUUAACAGAAUAAUCCGACGGCAUUGUUUACUACUAUCGUUAUGUCGGACAAUAACUCAUUUAUUCAGUCCGAUUGUUUUGUUUACUGUUAUUUUCAAUGGAAUUGAUAUAUGCUGCACUAUUUUUGCAUUUAAACAGGAUUAUGCGGCUGGUGAAGCAAAAAUUUCUCUUGUAAGAAAUUUACCGCAUACCAUAACCUUAAUCUUUCAAAUAUUAGUUUACUGCAAUUGCGCUCACAUCGCCACCGAACGGAGCAAAUCUUUGAGAGAAGCAAUUUAUAAUUCAUCUUGGAUGAAUGGAGAUAAAAAAAUAAUUAAAGCUGUAAUUACUAUAAUGAUUAAUUCUCAAAAUGAGUACAAAUUUACACCGUACGGUAUUUUUAUUCUCAACCGCCAACAAUUGACUCAAAUAUUUAAUACAACUUCAAGUUAUUUUAUGUUACUGAGAAGUUUUGCG
Messenger RNA from Cotesia congregata, 1239 nucleotides. The record is from the annotation of a GenBank genome assembly. NCBI's taxonomy places the organism in Eukaryota, Metazoa, Arthropoda, Insecta, Hymenoptera, Braconidae.